Impatiens glandulifera is the source of this 1690-nucleotide messenger RNA. Its product is annotated as delta(12) acyl-lipid conjugase (11E,13E-forming)-like. The transcript is spliced from 3 exons. Lineage: Eukaryota; Viridiplantae; Streptophyta; Magnoliopsida; Ericales; Balsaminaceae. Bases 318 to 1475 code for a protein of 385 amino acids. The record is from RefSeq and is a predicted model, not a curated record. Gene Ontology annotation, biological process: lipid metabolic process. Gene Ontology annotation, molecular function: oxidoreductase activity.
GAAAACUAAGUGGGGGAACAAAAUGAUCGAACUCUUCUGCCUCUUCCUUUGGCCAAGGCGCCAAGCUGAAAAAAGAAGAAUCAAAUAACACUUGUCUCUCUUUCCUGGAUCGGUCCAAACAAAUGUGAACAAGUCGUUCUCAGAUUACUUGUCAAAAUAGUAGAGACAUGUGUCCAUGUAACAGGGCUAUAAGCUUUGCAUGGAGAAGAGUAAGCUUUUCCAUGUGUCCAAAUGAAGUGUUAUAUAGAAAGGAGGUCUUCCUUGUGUAAACCUCACCUGAGUCUCUUUGAACCAGAGAUACAAUCGGUAUAAACAAGAUGGGAGAAGUUGGACCUGGUAUGACGUAUCGAACAAGAACCAAGUCUGAGGAGAUGUUGCAAUCAUCUAUUGCAAGAGUUCCUCAUGAAAAACCUCCAUUUACACUAAGUGAUCUCAAGAAAGCCGUCCCUCUCCAUUGCUUUGAACGUUCUCUUGUUCGAUCUUUCUACUACGUGUUUCAAGAUCUCGCCAUCUUAUCCUUUUUAUAUUACGUCGCCACUUACAUACCCCUCCUACCUCAAUACUAUCGUGUUGUGGCAUGGCCUUUGUAUUGGGUUUGUCAAGGUUGUGUUCAACUCGGUAUAUUGGUCAUUGGUCAUGAAUGCGGUCACCAUGCCUUUAGCGAUUACCAAUGGGUGGACGAUACUGUCGGUUUCUUCCUCCACUCAUCCCAAUUGAUCCCGUUCUUCUCAUGGAAAUAUAGUCACCGUCGUCAUCACUCAAACACAGGCUCGAUCGAGCGCGACGAGGUCUUUCCGCCCAAAUACAAAUACGAAACGGUAUGGUUUGCCAAAUACCUAGGCAACCCUGUCGGUCGUUUUUUCAUUCUAGUCGGAGCGCUAUUAGUGGGAUGGCCUACGUACCUCUUGUUCAACGCAAACGGCCGUGUUUACGAUCGCUUCGCGUCCCACUACAACCCUCAAUCCCCGAUCUUCAACAACCGCGAGAGGCUGCAGAUACUUGUUUCCGACGUGGGGAUUGGCUUGGCUUAUCACAUCUUGUAUAGGAUCGCCGCUGCAAAGGGCUUUGUAUGGUUGGCAUGUGUUUAUGGCGUGCCGUAUUUGAUCCUCAACGCGCUUAUCGUCACCAUCACGUUCCUACAGCACACGCACCCGACGCUGCCCCGUUACGACGUUUCCGAGUGGGACUGGCUCAGGGGAGCCCUGUCGACUGUUGACCGUGAUUUUGGAAUAUUGAAUAAGGUGUUUCAUAAUGUAACGGACACCCACGUAGUCCAUCAUUUGUUCUCCACGAUGUCGCAUUAUCAUGCUAAGGAAGCGACAGAGGCGCUUAGGCCGGUAUUGGGGGAGUACUAUAGGUUUGAUGGCACUCCGUUUGUUAGAGCAUUUUGGAGGGAAGUGGGAAAGUGUAUUUAUGUCGAGUCGGACCAGAAUAGCAAGACCAAGGGAGUUUAUUGGUACAAUAACGAACUUUAGAAAAUAAGUUAUCUGUUGUUUAAGUGUGUGUUGUGUGUUGUGUCUUUGUUUAUGUGUUCGUUUUUAUGUUUAUGUAAUGGUCAAACAAGGGAAACUGAACUCUUCGGCUCGAUAAAAAAAGUCUUAGGUACAUGAUUUGUUAAAGAUAGACUCGAGCUUUGAAGAAGUGAAGUGAUUUAUCAAUGUCGUUUGGGGUUCAUAUAUAUGUAUGUGGU